Labeo rohita (rohu) is the source of this 3324-nucleotide messenger RNA. It is a transcript of the gene rap1gap2b, whose product is annotated as RAP1 GTPase activating protein 2b. The record is from RefSeq and is a predicted model, not a curated record. Lineage: Eukaryota; Metazoa; Chordata; Actinopteri; Cypriniformes; Cyprinidae. Gene Ontology annotation, cellular component: plasma membrane; cytoplasm. The transcript is spliced from 25 exons. Gene Ontology annotation, biological process: regulation of small GTPase mediated signal transduction; activation of GTPase activity. Bases 434 to 2575 code for a protein of 713 amino acids. Gene Ontology annotation, molecular function: GTPase activator activity.
CAGCAUCAGCUGUCAGCUAUGUGGAAAUGUCUGCCAGAUGCCCUGUGAUGUGCUUGCCGGUGUUUAUUUAUGGUUGCCAGCAUGCUUGCAUGUGCUGUUUUUAAUCUGCAUUCAUUUGCACUCUACAGUGAUGGCUUUGCAUUGAUUUAUAAGCUGAAUGUGUUGUGAUUUACAGUGGGGAAUAUCACAGUAUUGAUUCGUAGUAGUUCUAUGUGACAUCUAUGGAAGAAGAUAUUAGGAGUGUCGUAACAGUUCACAGUAAUAGUAGUGUGUAUGCAAAUGAAUCAGAGGGCAUCUAGUCGUCUGGGUCUGCCUGUUUGUUCAAGUGUCGUUUUUUUUCUUCGCUCAUUCGUAUGAAUCAGGACUUUGCAAAAGUUAGUCCGAAAUCCAUGUAUAAAACAAUACAAUUUCUCAGAUUGUACCACAGCGGAAUAUGAUGGGGAAAUUUUUUAAGGUGGACAAGUCUACCAUUAGCGCCCUUCGUGCUCGGAAGCAGGAGUUGCUGACCAUCUCCAAUGUGCCCAUGGCAGACAGCCCUCCCUCUCCCCCUAGAACCGCCCCUCCCACCAUGAAGUCUACUCAGUUUUUUGACACGCUGGACAAGAUGGAGCAGGUUUCUGAGGUGGAGGAAAUGAGGCCACAAAGAUUAAAGGAUGAUUACAUUCCAUUCCCACGGAUAGAGGAGGUGUUACAGCGGGGUGAGCCAUACCCUCAGGUCAUCCUGCCUCAGUUCGGGGGUUACUGGAUAGAAGAUCCUGAAGCCCCUGUUGCCAUCCCAAAUUGGGAGAAUGGCUUCUGUGAGGAGGAAGAUGGAGAGGGAAGCAAUUCAGGACAGUUUGGCUACAGACUGGAGAGCAACUAUGCCAUUCGCGCAUACCGCAAGCACUUUCUGGGCAGGGAACAUCUGAACUUCUACUGCACGGCCAGUAACCAUGGCAACCUCGUACUGUCCCUCAGACACGAGGAGGUGAAGGAGCAAGAGUACCUGCACAUCAUUCUCAGGACUCCAUCAAAGACAAUCUACGACAGGAUCUCUUUGGCGGGCUUGACUGAGCUCCCCAGUGUCCCUCAGUUAGCAAAGCUACUAUGUGAAGACAUUGUAGGUCUGAGGUUUAGUCCUGUGCUGUAUCCAAAGGGCUCUCAGUUAAUAGUGAAUUAUGAUGAGCAUGAAUUAAACAACACCUUUAAGUUUGGCGUCGUCUACCAAAGGUUUGGGCAGACCUCAGAGGAGGAGUUGUUUGGGAACAAUGAAGAAACUCCAGCGUUUACAGAGUUCCUCCGAGUGCUGGGAGACUGUGUAGAGCUGCAGGACUUUAAAGGGUUUCGAGGUGGUUUGGAUGUGUCUCAUGGUCAGACAGGGUCUCAGUCGGUCUACACUCAGUUCAGAGGACAGGAACUCAUGUUUCACAUCUCCACUAAACUACCUUAUACUGAGGGAGACACGCAGCAGGUCCAAAGGAAGCGCCACAUUGGGAAUGACAUUGUGGCUGCAAUUUUUCAAGAGGAGCCCACACCUUUUGUGCCUGACAUGAUCGCUUCCAAUUUUCUCCAUGCCUAUAUUCUAGUUCAAGUGGAAAACCCUGGAACAGAUGACACCACAUACAAGGUGUCUGUCACAGCACGUGAAGAUGUGCCACAGUUCGGCCCUCCACUUCCCAGUCCGCCUAUCUUCAAAAAGGGUCCAGAAUUCAGAGAGUUUCUGCUGACCAAGUUGAUCAAUGCAGAGUUGGCAUGCUACAGGUCAAGCCGAUUUGCCAAGCUUGAGGAGAGAACGCGAACAGAACUGCUAGAUAACCUUCAUAACGAGUUACACAAGCGAACACAGACAAUGCUGGGUCAUCCUCUCAGCGCAGAUGAAGAAAGGAUGGAGAACGGAGGACACGGAGGAAUACUGGAGUCUAUUAAGCGGGCGAUGCGCGUGCGCAGUCACUCUAUGGAGGCGAUGGUGGGCUCCCAGAAACACGGCCGCUGCUCUCCGGCGGGAGGAGGCGUACCUACCAGCCUGAGCGGGGUCGGUCUGACACAUAGCAACACUGAGGCUGCCAAGAACUCUUCUCCGGUGACGUCAAGCGCCAAGUCUCCUCUGAAGAGCCCAGUGAAGAGACGCUCAGGGUUGUUCCCGCGGCUGCACACCAGUAUGGAUGGACAGUCAGAGCGCCACAUACGCAGUGUCCUAUGUGAUCAAAGAAGUCUAGAUAGCGGCCAUCUCUCACAGGAAGUGAGAUCAGAGACGUCGUCCAAUCCUAGCUCUCCAGAGAUCCUGAGCAAUGAGAGGCCAUCUCUCAAGUUGAAGGAGGGCAGUGGAAGACCAGAUAUCUCUCGAUCCUCCUCCAGCACCAGCAGCUUCAGCAGUGCUGCAGGAGACCCAGAGACACAGGAGGAAAAAGAGCUUAGCAGCCUCCAGAUUUCUCCCAGUCUCUCACCUGUGUUUGGCUCUCUGAGCACUGAGGGACAAGGCGCAGGAACGCCAGUGAUUAUGUGUCGCAGUCCAACAGAUUUUAGGAAUAAGACCUCACCCAGAUCCAAUCUGAAGUUCCGCUUUGACAGAUUGAGCCAGUCCGCUGCUGGACAUUAGUGAAGGGAAUGUCAAAGACGACUUGAACCAUUUAAAGCAAUGGAUCAGCACUGAAGAUCAAACACUGUCAGCACCGAGAAGGAGAGAAAUGAAAAAGGGACCCAUCACUCAAGCCCUGUGCUCCCAAUCUGAACAUCACAGGAAUAAGCACAUAGUUAGCAUCUCCUCUAGUUUCUGCAGGUGGUCCUCUGGUACUGAUAUGGCACAUUUAUUGAUUUUGCACAUUUUGAAGUCUUUCACUGUAAAAAAUAAAGAAAUAAAAUAAAUAAAUAACCCAAUAUCUUGUGAAUUAAUAAAAUACAAAUUUGGAUUAGCAGGUCAAUAAUAGUAACUAUAUCCUCACUUAAUUGUAAUAAAACAACACAUUUUAUUUUAAUCAACAAAAUUCCCAGCAUCUCAAACAUUCCACAGUAUUUUGAGACUCAUAUAAAUGCACUUGACUGGUACAGUGACUGGAAAAACGUUCAUAAAACUGGCCACGGAAGAUAUCGUUAUACAAAUUAAUUUCAUAAUAAAUCACUCUAAAAUGUGUGGAACCCCAUUUCUGCCACUGAAGAAAAAAAUUAAAACUUUAUAGACUUUAUCUCACAAUUCUGACUUUUUACACUCAAAACUGUAAGGUAUAAACUCACAAUCGUGAGUUAUGAAGUUAGAACUGUGAUAUAAAUUCGCAAUUCUGAGAAAUUAAGUCAGAACUGUGUGAUAUAAACUUGCACUGGCAAGUUAAAGUCAGAAUUGCGAGAUAUAAA